GUCCCUGUAGCUGCCCAAGUUCUUAUUUGGCCAGCUGAAGUUGCAAGGGAGUGAGGUUUAACAGCGCCUGCCAAUUUAAACUGUGAUCCAGUUCACAAAGCAGCAUAAACCACAAACACAAUACCUAAGGAAAUGUCAUCAGCUGCCUGUGAAGACAAAUACUGUCAACGCCACAGCGUCGAUGAGAAGCAGUCGAGGAACUCCAUUCUAACUGAAUGGAUUGGUAUGGGGAGAAGCGGACCUCAAAUCACGGCUAAGCGGCAGCUUUGGGACUGUGUAACGUUGACGAUGGUUUUCCUUUGGCUGUUGUUUCGACCAGCUCAUUGCCAGCAGUGUCGAAUCCAGCGCUGCAACACGGAGUAUGUGGCUUCUACCUCAACCUCUGGUGGUCUACAGGAGGAUGUGGCUCUGGAUGUGGACUACUGCAUCGCCCUGCGAGCCUAUGCUCUGUGCACCCGCCGGCAGGCACGCAGCUGCAGGGGCGACCUGGUCUACCACUCCGCUGUCUUCCGCAUUAAGGAGCUAUUCUCUCAGUAUAACUGCUCCAGCGAUGGCCCCACGUCCUCGGCCAAGGUCCCCAGCACUUCUCGGCCAGCUGUGUCGGAGCUGUGCAACUACGAGAACCGCGUCCUUGUGUCAGGUUCAGCGGGGCAGCAGAAGAAAUACGCCCACUGUGGAUUAUUCGGAGACCCACACCUACGGACUUUCCGAGAUGAGUUUCAGACCUGCAAGGUGGAAGGGGCGUGGCCUCUGAUUGAUAACCGCUACCUGUCAGUGCAGGUGACCAAUGUGCCUGUUGUGCUGGGCUCCAGUGCCACGGCAACCAGCAAGAUCACAGUGAUCUUCAAGUCGUACCACGGCUGCACAGAUCAGAAGGUGUACCAGGCCACCACUGAAGACCUGCCGUUGGCCUUCCAGGACGGAACCCGCAGCGGCGGCGAGAGUGGCAGCCUCACAAUCGUAGAGCGCGGUGGCUCUGGCGUGGGCCGUCAGGUGAAGAUACAGGCCAGAUACAUCGGCACCUCAAUCAUCGUCCGGCGUGUGGGCAGCUACCUGACCUUUGCCAUCCGCAUGCCCGAGGACACACUGGACUUCUCAGAGGACAAUGGCGGUCUGCAGCUGUGUCUGCACGGUUGCCCUCGCAACGAGCUCAUCAAAGAGCACAUGCUGGGCCGCCAGCAGCCCCGCCUACCAGGCAACGGGCAGGGCACCAACGCAGAGCUGGGUCCACUACGGCCGCCUCACCAGGUCUACACUGUGGAACGGGCCACGGCCAAGUGUAGAGAGACUCUGCAGGUGGAGGACGUGUACUUUCAGUCCUGUGUGUUUGACUUGCUCACUACAGGAGAUCCAGAGUUCUCUAUGGCCGCCUAUGGCGCUCUGGAGGAUUUAAAGGCGCUGCCGCCCAGUAAACUGAAGCAGAACUCCCCGAGGACUCCUCGCCUUUACAACAAAGGGCUGUCACACACACACAACAGCCACUGUCUGCUCUCCCUCCUCCUCCUCAUUCUGCUGCUUUUGUAAAAAAUGUAUAAAUAUAAAUGAUUUAAACAAAGAGAAACAUGGAGACAAACAGAACGUGGAAGCAUCUCCAGCUUGAGGAAAGAGUGACUCGAGCACAGACAUAUAGAUGUGCAUUUUUUGGAAUCUGUGAAUGUUGUGAUCGAUUCCUUUUUUACUCAUUUGAAGGAUUUCCCACUGAUGAAAGACGGCCUUUUUUUCCACCUUUGCAUUUUUUUGUGGAUUGAUACCAGUGUCUACAGCUGAACAGAAUCACCGUGUUGGUUUCAUAUUGUCUUGGUUCACUAUUAAUUUGUUUACAGCAGUGUUGAAAAGAUGAAACUCGUCUGUGUGUGUGUGUGUGUGUGUGUGUGUGUGUGUGUGUGUGUGUGUGUGUGUGUGUGCGCGCGUGCGCUGACCUGAAGGCAGCCAAUCACGGUGAGCUUGUUGUAAAUAUUUCCUGUUUCAGAAAGUCCUGAUUAUGCACGAAUCUCUAAACACUCCACCACAUGUAAAGCUGCAUUAAAUGAACUCCGUCUCAGCUGUUUAUACAGAGCAGCGUGGCGUCUAGGUCCUGUAUACUCCACUAAUGUCAACAGCACUUAACAGUCAGUUUUGUGUAUUUAAAUAUUACUUCCUUUUCUGUUUCAAAUGUGUUGUUUUUCUCCAGAAAUUGGCCCGUUAUAUAACACAGGAUCCAACAACUGUAUGUAAAAACUACCUAUCCAUAGUCUGUCAUGUGUCAGUGUGAUAUUCAGCAGUUCCCCACCUCCUCUGUGAACACUCCCUCUUCAAGCUGUUUGGCUUCCAGUUUUAAAAGUAAAAAAAAAAAACACAAAUCUUUAUAUAAUAAUAUAUUAAAAGAGUGUAUAUAUGUGUUUUAUAUUGUGUACAUUUGCCUGUGUAUAGAUGUUUUAACUGUAAUAUGUUUUACAUUUGUUGUGAUUAGUAGGUCGUUUUUGAGUCAUCAUAAGAAAAGUAAACUAAUGUGUUGUGGUGUAUCUGUAAUUUUCUGUAUUAAAGUGUUGGACACUCUGUA
Messenger RNA from Sphaeramia orbicularis (orbiculate cardinalfish), 2539 nucleotides. RefSeq names its product RGM domain family, member D (gene rgmd). NCBI's taxonomy places the organism in Eukaryota, Metazoa, Chordata, Actinopteri, Kurtiformes, Apogonidae. Gene Ontology annotation, biological process: BMP signaling pathway. Gene Ontology annotation, cellular component: plasma membrane. The record is from RefSeq and is a predicted model, not a curated record. The transcript is spliced from 5 exons. The coding region runs from base 133 to 1524 and encodes 463 amino acids. Gene Ontology annotation, molecular function: coreceptor activity.